Hermetia illucens (black soldier fly) is the source of this 494-nucleotide messenger RNA. RefSeq names its product neuropeptide-like protein 31. The record is from RefSeq and is a predicted model, not a curated record. The transcript has a single exon. NCBI's taxonomy places the organism in Eukaryota, Metazoa, Arthropoda, Insecta, Diptera, Stratiomyidae. Bases 74 to 415 code for a protein of 113 amino acids.
GGAGUUGGCUGUAGCUGAAGCAUCAGUUGCUUCCGAAUCUUAGCUCAGCUUUGAAUCUCCAAAUCGCAUCAUCAUGAAAGUCCUCGUUUGCUUGGUAGCUCUGAUCGCCGUUGCUUCAGCUGGACUCAUUGGAGGAUAUGGAGGAUAUGGAGGAUACGGUGGUGGAUAUGGAGGAUAUGGUGGUGGACAUGGCGGAUAUGGUGGAUAUGGUGGUUUUGGUGGCGGAUACGGCGGAUAUGGUGGUGGUUUCGGCGGGUAUGGGGGACAUGGUUACACUAAGGUUAUUAAAGUAGUAACUCCAUCUAUUGGAUUCGGCGGUGGAUAUGGCGGCGGUUACGGUGGUGGAUACGGUUAUGGAGGAGGAUAUGGCUACGGAGGAGGAUACGGAUUUGGCGGUGGAAAGGGAUGGUGGUAAAUUAUCCAAAGAUCCAACGAAAGUAUUAAAGAUAAACCUUUUGUGAUAGAUUUUAAUAAAAAAACAUGAAAAAUCUUAA